AUGCGAACAUCACGAGUUUCCCGAGACGCGUCCCGCGUUGUCGCAGCGAGUCGCACGCAACGAGCGUUACGUCAGACACGAAGCGCGACCAAUGCGCCAGCUCCAGUCAAACGCGAACCAGGUAGCGACGAGAAUGCUGGAUCAGAUUUAGACCUCAGCUCUGCGCCAGCGGACUCCGCCUCAGAUGGUGAGACGCGACGAAUGCCUAUGAAGAGGAAAAGAGGCCAGGAUAUGCCAAUCCUUGUAAAGAAGGAGGCAGAGGAGACAUCAAUCACUGCAAUCGCGUCCCCGAAGAAAGUCGCCAAGGUCAAGAAAGCGCGUCGUGCGCCUGCGAAGAAGAUCAAGACCAGCGAUGGAACUAUCACGAUGGAGCCACCUGCGAACUGGGAGGAGAUAUAUACUCUGACGAGAGAGAUGCGGAACGAGAACCUCGCACCGGUGGACACUAUGGGUUGCGAGAGCCUGGCGAAGGACAUCAGAUCGCCUCGCGAUCGACGGUUUCAGACGCUCAUAGCGUUGAUGCUGAGCAGCCAGACCAAAGACACCGUACUAGCGCCUGUCAUGCGCGGUAUGCAGGAGAGGAUGCCUGGGGGCUUCAAUCUCGAAUCGGUCCUCGCCUUAGAACCCCCCGAACUGAACGCGUUCAUCAACAAAGUCGGCUUCCACAACCUCAAGACCAAGUACAUCAAGCAAACGGCCGAGAUAUUGAGAGACAAAUUCGACGGCGAAAUUCCAGAUACUAUCGAAGGGCUGGUGUCACUACCGGGUGUCGGACCUAAGAUGGGGUACCUGACGAUGAGCGCAGCUUGGGGCAAAACAGAGGGCAUUGGUGUCGAUGUCCACGUCCACCGCAUCACCAACCUAUGGGGCUGGCACAAGACUCAGCAGCCAGAACAGACGCGUGCAGCGCUAGAGUCAUGGCUGCCAAAAGACAAGUGGCAUGACAUUAAUAACCUGCUCGUGGGCUUUGGGCAGACGAUAUGCCUGCCUGUGGGCAGGAAGUGUGGCGAUUGCAAGUUGGCGGAGAGAGGUCUCUGUCCUUCAGCAGUCGUAGCUAAGAGCACAAAAAUCAAGAAAGAAGCUGUUGUGAAACUAGAAGCGCCCAAUGGCAGCGAAGAGGCGAUGGUGAAAGAAGAGAAGGUGGUGGCUGAAGUCGAUGAGAUCAAAGCAGAAGAUGUGGAAGCUGCGUCAGACAUAGAAGACAUUGGGCAGGCGCCACGAAGGAGGCCGCAGAGAAAGAAGUAUCUACUCACCGCAAUUCACUGCAUACCAGCUAAGGGCUGCCUGGUCAAGCACGGUCUUUGGUCCCUGGCGACCUCAUCCGUGGUACUCAAAUACGCUCCCCCACGUCUACAUAAGAAUUCGCGAUUGGCCCACCCCUCAACCACACUUGCGAAGAGAAAUUCCACCGAUCUCACUUCCGCAGACGCAGACCCACAACGCCGCUGCACCUACACCACAGCAGCUAACUACCACAAGGCUCAACGAUCAGCGUCCACUACCACGCCAUCCACCCGUGUGGGAGCCAGCACCAUGCCAUCUCGACCAGAAUACGAGGCGCCUACUCGGAGUCAGUCACGACGUGAGGGCCGUUGCGCUGCAUCCGAAUCAACAGAAUCCGAUCCUGCAUACGUCCCCAUUCUCCAACGCGCCUUUCCGCGCGUCGCGAUUCUACUGACAUGCGCCAUCUACCUCGCAUCAUCAUUCGCAGCUGUCUACGUCGGAUUCCACGGCAUCGCGAACACCAUACACCCUCGAGAUAAACAAGCGGUAGACGAGUAUUUGGUGCUUUCAACAUCCAAGUUCACAGAAGAUGCACUGUACAAGAAUUUGGAUUCGCUACUUUCUAGCCAACUAAACCGCGGCUUCAUGGAGACCCAUGAAGACUGUCUUGUCCGCGGUCUAAAGGAGGCCAACUACGAACUCUACGGCCUCGGCUUUCAGUACCCCGACAUGCGCACGCAGGUCAUGGACUGGACAAUGGAGAACUGUGGUAGACUGCAGUACACGCCACAAGUGGUGAUACAGGAUCCAACCACACAGCAGGCUGUGCUGACAUUCUGGGCGGAUGCCAGCUAUCGCUCUCGCCAUAUACUUGAGGGAGCUCUGGGUGCCGUGCAGCAGCAGGCUCGUCGUUUCUGGAACCGACUUUCCAGCGCGUUCACGCAUAAGAAACCAUCUCCCAUCACCGAAAACGUUCCUGUUAGCGCCAACACUGGCGGAACGCUUCCUCCGAGUCGAGCCCUGCCCAAAGUACCGUUCGGCUUCGCUCUGCGCUGCGAGUCCGCCGAGCCAUGCCGCCUAGUCUACCCAUCCGGUUCUUCUAAGCGUGCAAAUAAAGUCAGCGUCUCACGCGAGGUCCUCGCGAAGCUCAAACGCGAGAUCAAAGAAAUGCGGGACGCCAGCCGCAAGGUCAAAAAAGCUAAAUGGGCUGCGGAGCGGGUUGUGAUCUUUUUCGACUACAUCCACGCCUCUAUCUUGGUGGUCAUGUUUGCGAUCAUCUUCAGUGUGGCACCAUUCGUCAUACCCAAGGCCCUUCGCCCUCCUCCCCCUUCCCGCAAGACGGAACAGAUCAAAAUCAUGCCCGCAUCCCUGCAUUUUUGUUUUGUAGGGAGACUGAUACAAGAGCUGUUGUUUGAUUAUCCAAUACAGCUCCCGUAUGGCGCCCGGUGGGUAACGCCCUUCCAGCUCUACUUCCUGUUCGUUGGUAACACGAUGCUUCUUCAAUUCUUCAUCAUUAGCGGACCGCGGUUCGAGAAUAUCAACCUCGUAUACAAGCAGAUCAAAGAGCUCUACUUCAUCGCCCGAGGGUGGGAGGUACCUGACGGAGCGAUGGACAGCAUGUUGACUUGGUACGGAAUUCACAUUCAGCCGGCGGACCCCAAGCCCAAGCCUACGGAGGUUCCUCGCGGAACGAUGGAUAAUAUACUCGCUUGGAACGGAAUUCGCUUUGAAGCGGUGGACUCCAAAUUCAAGCUUCCGGAGGUACCUAGCGGAGUGAUUGACAAAAUGUUCUAUCAGUGCGGAAUUCAAUUUCAAUACGCGGACCCCAAACCCAAGCCGACGGAGGAACCGGCCACGGUCAAAGUAACCAUGUCUUCCCCAUCUGAUAACCGCCAACAGCACAGGCAGUCGCACCCAUCGCACCAGGGUCUGGCCGCUCCGACCACUUUCCUCCAAGCAGGUCCCGUGGCGCACUUCAAGAAGGUCCAAGAAGGUCCCGAGGUGCACUUCAAGAAGGUCCAAGAAGCGUCAAAAUCUCAGCCGGCCGAGUAUAUCGAUUUUCCCGAUAUCGGAUCCCUCGUCGAUACUGACAGCGAGACCGAGUCUGAGGACGAGCAUGGUAGCUUCGUCGACCUGGCCUGUGGCGUUACGCCUCAAGUCAGCGAUGCAGAAUCUGGCUGGUCUAUUGUGGAUGCUUAG
Alternaria ethzedia is the source of this 3423-nucleotide messenger RNA. RefSeq lists its product as uncharacterized. The transcript has 4 exons. Gene Ontology annotation, cellular component: nucleus; membrane coat. NCBI's taxonomy places the organism in Eukaryota, Fungi, Ascomycota, Dothideomycetes, Pleosporales, Pleosporaceae. The record is from RefSeq and is a predicted model, not a curated record. Gene Ontology annotation, biological process: intracellular protein transport; base-excision repair, AP site formation; base-excision repair. Bases 1 to 3423 code for a protein of 1140 amino acids. Gene Ontology annotation, molecular function: DNA binding; oxidized pyrimidine nucleobase lesion DNA N-glycosylase activity; DNA-(apurinic or apyrimidinic site) endonuclease activity.